AUGGCUGCCCCCAACGGCAGUGCGCCUGUCAACGGCCAGGACAGCUCCAAUGCCGCUAAAUACAACCUCCCCUCACAUUUCAUCGGUGGUAACCACCUCGACGUAGCGCCGCCCAGCUCCGUUAAGGAUUUCGUUGCCAACCAUGGCGGUCACUCCGUCAUUACUUCGGUCCUCAUCGCCAACAACGGUAUUGCCGCCGUCAAGGAGAUCCGUUCAGUGCGGAAAUGGGCCUACGAGACCUUUGGCAAUGAGCGUGCCAUCCAGUUCACCGUCAUGGCCACCCCCGAGGAUCUGCGCGCCAAUGCCGAUUACAUCCGUAUGGCUGAUCAAUAUGUCGAGGUCCCCGGUGGUACCAAUAAUAAUAAUUACGCCAACGUCGAGUUGAUCGUCGAUGUCGCCGAGCGCAUGGAUGUCCAUGCCGUCUGGGCUGGUUGGGGUCACGCCUCCGAGAACCCUCGGUUACCCGAGUCUCUCGCGGCUUCGCCCAAGAAGAUCAUUUUCAUUGGCCCCCCCGCCUCGGCCAUGCGCUCCCUGGGUGACAAGAUCUCUUCUACCAUUGUCGCACAGCACGCCGGUGUGCCCUGUAUUCCCUGGUCCGGUACCGGUGUUGAGGAGGUGACGAUCGACGACAAGGGCAUUGUCACCGUCGAGGAUGAUGUCUACAGCCGUGGUUGCACGCACUCGCCUCAAGAAGGUCUCGAGAAGGCUCGCGAGAUCGGCUUCCCCGUCAUGAUCAAGGCUUCCGAAGGUGGUGGUGGUAAGGGUAUCCGUAAGGUCGAGAACGAGGACGACUUUGUCUCCUUGUACAAUGCCGCCGCCAACGAGAUUCCCGGUUCCCCCAUUUUCAUCAUGAAGCUCGCUGGUAACGCCCGUCACUUGGAGGUCCAGCUUUUGGCUGAUCAGUACGGUAACAACAUCUCCCUCUUCGGCCGUGAUUGUUCCGUCCAGCGUCGUCACCAGAAGAUUAUCGAGGAGGCUCCCGUCACCAUUGCCAAGCCCAUCACUUUCCAGGCCAUGGAGAAGGCUGCCGUUAGCCUGGGUCGUCUGGUCGGUUACGUCUCUGCCGGUACCGUCGAGUACCUCUACUCGCACGCCGAUGACAAGUUCUACUUCCUCGAGUUGAACCCCCGUCUCCAGGUCGAGCAUCCCACCACCGAGAUGGUCUCCGGUGUCAACUUGCCCGCCGCUCAGCUUCAGAUUGCCAUGGGUAUCCCCCUACACCAGAUCCGUGACAUUCGUCUGCUCUACGGUGUCGACCCCAACACUUCCUCCGAGAUCGAUUUCGACUUCUCCAGCGAGGAGAGCUUCAAGACCCAGCGCCGUCCCCAGCCCAAGGGCCACACCACCGCUUGCCGUAUCACCUCUGAGGAUCCCGGUGAGGGCUUCAAGCCCUCCAGCGGUACCAUGCACGAGCUGAACUUCCGUUCUUCGUCCAAUGUCUGGGGUUACUUCUCCGUCGGUACUGCCGGUGGUAUUCACAGUUUCUCCGACAGUCAGUUCGGUCACAUUUUCGCCUACGGUGAGAACCGUUCGGCCUCGCGGAAGCACAUGGUCGUUGCGCUGAAGGAGCUGAGCAUUCGUGGUGAUUUCCGUACCACCGUUGAGUACCUGAUCAAGCUGCUCGAGACUCCCGCUUUCGAGGACAACACCAUCACCACCGGAUGGUUGGACCAGCUGAUCUCCAACAAGCUGACUGCUGAGCGCCCCGACCCCAUCGUCGCUGUUAUCUGCGGUGCCGUCACCAAGGCUCACCUUUCCAGCGAGGCUGGUAUCGAGGAGUACCGCAAGGGUCUCGAGAAGGGUCAGGUCCCCUCUAAGGAUGUCUUGAAGACCGUCUUCCCCGUGGACUUCAUCUACGAGGGCUCCCGCUACAAGUUCACUGCCACCCGUGCCGGUCUGGACAGCUACCACUUGUUCAUCAACGGUUCCAAGUGCUCCGUCGGUGUCCGUGCUCUGGCUGACGGUGGUCUGCUGGUUCUGCUCGAUGGCCGCAGUCACAACGUCUACUGGAAGGAGGAGGCCGCUGCCACCCGUCUGAGCGUGGAUGGCAAGACCUGCCUUUUGGAGCAGGAGAACGACCCCACUCAGCUGCGCUCCCCCUCCCCCGGUAAGCUGGUCAAGUUCACUGUCGAGAACGGUGAGCACGUCCGUGCCGGCCAGCCCUACGCCGAGGUUGAGGUCAUGAAGAUGUACAUGCCCCUCAUUGCUCAGGAGGAUGGUAUUGUGCAGCUGAUCAAGCAGCCCGGUGCCACUCUCGAGGCUGGUGACAUCCUCGGAAUUCUCGCUCUGGAUGACCCCUCGCGCGUCAAGCAUGCCCACCCCUUCACUGGCCAGCUCCCCGAGAUGGGUGCUCCCGUGGUCGUCGGUACCAAGCCUCCUCAGCGCUUCCAGCUCCUCCACACCAUUCUGGAGAACAUCCUUCGCGGUUUCGACAACCAGGUCAUUAUGAAUACCACCCUGAAGGAGCUGGUUGAGGUCCUCCGCAACCCCGAGCUGCCCUACGGCGAGUGGAAUGCUCAGUCCUCGGCUCUGCACUCCCGCAUGCCCCAGAAGCUCGAUGCCCAGCUCCAGACCAUCGUCGACAAGGCCAAGGCCCGCAAGGCUGAGUUCCCUGCUAAGCAGCUUCAGAAGACUAUCGUCCGCUUCAUUGAGGAGAACGUCAACCCUGCCGAUGCCGAGAUCCUCAAGACCACCAUCCUGCCCCUGGUCCAGGUUAUCAAUAAGUACCUGGAUGGCCUGAAGACCAACGAGUACAACGUGUUCAUUGGCCUUCUCGAGCAGUACUACGAGGUCGAGAAGCUGUUCAGCACUGGUACCAAGCGCGAUGAGGAUGUGAUCCUGAAGCUUCGUGAGGAGAACAAGGAGGACAUUGUCCCCGUCAUCCACACCGUUCUCUCUCACAGCCGCAUUGGUUCCAAGAACAACUUGGUCCUUGCCAUCCUGGACAUGUACCGCCCCAACCAGCCCAACGUUGAGAACGUCGGCAAGCACUUCAAGUCCAUCCUCAAGAAGCUCACUGAGCUGGAGGCUCGCGCCGCUGCCAAGGUUACCCUCAAGGCCCGUGAGGUUCUCAUCCAGUGCGCUCUGCCUUCCCUGGAGGAGCGUCUCUCCCAGAUGGAGCACAUUCUCCGCUCCUCGGUCGUCGAGUCCCGCUACGGUGAGACUGGCUGGGAGCACCGUGAGCCCGACUUCGGUGUCCUCAAGGAAGUUGUCGACUCCAAGUACACCGUCUUCGAUGUCUUGCCUCGCUUCUUCAUCCACUCCGACCCCUGGGUUACUCUCGCUGCUCUCGAGGUCUACGUGCGCCGUGCCUACCGUGCCUACACCCUGAAGGGCAUUGAUUACACUGCCGGUCCUGAGCCUCCUAUUCUGUCUUGGGACUUCACCCUCGGCAAGCUCGGCCAGCCUGAGUUCGGCUCCGUCUCCUCUACUCAGCCCUCCACUCCCAGCACCCCCACCGCCGAGGCCAGCAACCCCUUCAAGCGGAUCAACUCUAUCAGUGACAUGUCCUACCUGGUCAACGACCCCUCCAGCGACCCCAUUCGCAAGGGUGUUAUCAUCCCCAUCCAGUACCUUGAGGAUGCUGAGGAGUACCUGUCCAAGGCUCUGGAGGCCUUCCCUCGUGCCGGCUCCAAGACUAAGCGUCCUGGUGACAACGGCCUGAUCGCCAACCUGGAGGGCAAGCGCCGUCCUGCUGUCAAGCCUACCGAGAGCGACGAGCUUACCGGUGUCCUCAACAUCGCUAUCCGUGAUAUCGAGGACCAGGAUGAUUCUCAGAUCGUGGGCCAGAUGCAGAAGCUGCUGGCUGAUGCCAAGGACGAGCUCCUGUCCCGCCGCAUCCGUCGCGUCACCUUCAUCUGUGGCAAGAACGGUGUCUACCCCGGCUAUUUCACCUUCCGUGGCCCCAGCUACGAGGAGGACGAGAGUAUCCGUCACAGUGAGCCUGCCCUUGCCUUCCAGCUUGAGCUUGGCCGUCUGUCCAAGUUCAAGAUCAAGCCCGUCUUCACUGAGAACCGUAACAUCCACGUUUACGAGGCUAUCGGCAAGGGUCCUGAGAACGAUAAGGCUGUUGACAAGCGUUACUUCGUCCGUGCCGUCGUGCGUCCCGGUCGUCUCCGUGAUGAUAUCCCCACUGCGGAGUACCUCAUCUCCGAGGCUGAUCGUCUGAUGAACGAUAUUCUGGAUGCCCUUGAGAUCAUUGGCAACAACAACUCUGAUCUUAACCACAUCUUCAUCAACUUCUCUCCCGUCUUCAACCUGCAGCCCAUUGAUGUCGAGCAGGCUCUUGCUGGCUUCCUGGACCGCUUUGGCCGCCGCCUGUGGCGCCUGCGUGUCACCGGUGCUGAGAUCCGCAUCCUCUGCACUGAUCCCACCACUGGCAUGCCCUACCCUCUGCGUGUCAUCAUCAGCAACACCUACGGUUUCAUCAUCCAGGUCGAGCUGUACAUUGAGCGCAAGUCCGAGAAGGGCGAGUGGAUCUUCCAGAGCAUUGGUGGCACCAACAAGCUCGGCUCCAUGCACAUGCGUCCCGUCUCUACUCCUUACCCGACCAAGGAGUGGCUCCAGCCUAAGCGUUACAAGGCUCACCUCAUGGGAACUCAGUACGUGUACGAUUUCCCCGAGCUGUUCCGCCAGGCCUUCCAGAACAGCUGGACCAAGGCUGUCGAGACCAUCCCCUCGCUCGCUUCGCAGCGCCCUCCCACUGGCGAGUGCAUCGACUACAGCGAGUUGGUUCUCGAUGACACCGACAACCUGGUUGAAGUUUCCCGCGAGCCGGGCACCAACACCCACGGUAUGGUCGGUUGGAUCGUCACUGCUCGUACUCCCGAGUACCCCCGCGGCCGUCGCUUCAUCAUCGUCGCCAACGACAUCACCUUCCAGAUUGGUUCGUUCGGUCCCCAGGAAGACAAGUUCUUCCACAAGUGCACUGAGCUCGCUCGCAAGCUGGGUAUUCCCCGCAUCUACCUGUCUGCCAACUCCGGUGCUCGCAUUGGUAUGGCCGAUGAGCUGAUCCCUUACUUCUCCGUUGCUUGGAACGAUGCCGAGAAGCCCGAGGCUGGCUUCAAGUACUUGUACCUCACCCCCGAGGUCAAGAAGCGCUUCGAUGCCAGCAAGAAGAAGGAGGUCAUCACCGAGCUGAUCCACGAUGAGGGCGAGGAGCGCCACAAGAUCACCACCGUCAUUGGUGCCAAGGACGGUCUUGGUGUCGAGUGUCUGAAGGGCUCCGGUCUUAUUGCCGGUGCCACUUCCAAGGCUUACGAGGACAUCUUCACCAUUACCUUGGUCACUUGCCGUUCCGUCGGUAUCGGUGCCUACCUGGUCCGCCUUGGCCAGCGUGCCAUUCAGGUCGAGGGCCAGCCCAUCAUUCUGACUGGUGCUCCUGCCAUCAACAAGCUGCUCGGUCGCGAGGUUUACACCUCCAACCUGCAGCUUGGCGGUACUCAGAUCAUGUACAAGAACGGUGUCUCGCACAUGACUGCCAACGACGACUUCGAGGGUGUUGAGAAGAUUGUCGAGUGGAUGGGCUUCGUUCCUGACAAGAAGGGUGCCCCCAUCCCCAUCCGUCCCUGGUCCGACGACUGGGACCGCGAUGACGAGGAGGGCUUCCUCCCCGGUCUGUUCGACAAGGACUCCUUCGAGGAGGCCCUCGGUGGCUGGGCCCGCACCGUCGUUGUCGGCCGCGCUCGUCUCGGUGGUAUCCCCAUGGGUGUCAUCGCCGUUGAGACUCGCGCUGUCGAGAACGUCACCCCCGCUGACCCUGCCAACCCUGACUCUAUGGAGAUGAUCACCCAGGAGGCCGGUGGUGUCUGGUACCCCAACUCUGCGUACAAGACUGCUCAGGCUCUGCGUGACUUCAACCACGGUGAGCAGCUGCCCGUCAUGAUCCUGGCCAACUGGCGUGGUUUCUCCGGUGGUCAGCGUGACAUGUACAACGAGGUUCUCAAGUACGGUUCGUACAUUGUCGAUGCCCUCGUCAAGUACGAGCAGCCCAUCUUCGUGUACAUUCCUCCCUUCGGUGAGCUGCGUGGUGGUUCUUGGGUCGUCAUUGACCCGACCAUCAACCCUGACCAGAUGGAGAUGUACGCCGACGAGGACGCCCGUGGUGGUGUCCUCGAGCCCGAGGGUAUCGUCAACAUCAAGUACCGCCGUGACAAGCAGCUUGACACCAUGGCCCGUCUGGACGCCACCUACGGUGAGCUUCGCCGCUCUCUCGAGGACACCUCGCUGUCCAAGGAGCAGCUGUCUGCCAUCAAGACCAAGAUGGCCGAGCGCGAGGAGCAGCUGCUCCCCGUGUACCUGCAGAUUGCUCUGCAGUUCGCCGACCUGCACGACCGUGCCGGUCGCAUGCAGGCCAAGAACACCAUUCGCGCCCCUCUGCGCUGGCAGAACGCCCGUCGCUUCUUCUACUGGCGUCUGCGCCGUCGUCUGAGCGAGGAGCUGAUCGUCAAGCGCAUGGUCGCCGCCUCCACCACUCCUUCUUCCCGCACCGGCGCCAUCCCCUCGUCUACCGCUACCGCUGCCGAGACUGCCGUGCCCUCUGCCGAGUCCCCUCGCGCCGCUCACCUGCGCACCCUGCAUGCCUGGACUGGUAUGCUGGAUGAGGAGCUUGAGCACGAUGACCGCAAGGUUGCCAUGUGGUAUGAGGAGAACAAGAAGGCCGUCCAGGCUAAGGUUGAGACCAUGCGUACCGAGGGCGUUGCCUCUGAGGUCGCCUCCCUGUUGAUUGGUAACAAGGAGGGUGGUCUGCGUGGUGUGCAGCAGGUUCUUUCCAUGUUGCCCGUUGAGGAGCGUGAGAGUGUCCUGAAGUAUCUUGCUUCUGCUUAG
Penicillium cataractarum is the source of this 6825-nucleotide messenger RNA. Its product is annotated as acetyl-CoA carboxylase ACC1. The transcript has 3 exons. Gene Ontology annotation, molecular function: ATP binding; acetyl-CoA carboxylase activity; metal ion binding. Lineage: Eukaryota; Fungi; Ascomycota; Eurotiomycetes; Eurotiales; Aspergillaceae. Gene Ontology annotation, biological process: fatty acid biosynthetic process. The record is from RefSeq and is a predicted model, not a curated record. Bases 1 to 6825 code for a protein of 2274 amino acids.